Molecule: messenger RNA, 1136 nt
Organism: Ornithorhynchus anatinus (platypus)
Lineage: Eukaryota; Metazoa; Chordata; Mammalia; Monotremata; Ornithorhynchidae
Product: glutathione S-transferase 3-like
Exons: 8
Coding region: 354-1019 (221 amino acids)
Biological process (GO): xenobiotic metabolic process; glutathione metabolic process
Molecular function (GO): glutathione transferase activity
Source: RefSeq, a predicted model, not a curated record
UUGACGUUGGUGGCAGCCAAUCAAUCAAUUCAUUCCUCUCAAGGUGACCUCUGGGCCUUCCUCUACAGGCCUCUUGUUCACGCUCUCCCUCCUUCUGGGAACACCCUUCUCCUUCCCUUCCACUAAUUUCUCCAUCUUCGAAGUCCUUUGGUUCCCGGGGGUGACUCCCUGGACUCACCUUGAUUCCGUGAGUCUUUCCGGGCGCCGGCGCUGUCUCCGUACCCUCGGCCGCAGCGCCACACCGGACGUCGCUCCCGGCUCCGACGUGGGCACUGGACACCGGGGACGGGCUGCAACCUGUAAGACGGUGGCCGGGGUCUGAAAGGAGAUUUGAGAAAACCAGGGCCACAGAAAUGUCUGGGAAACCCAAACUCCACUAUACCAAUGGCAGAGGCCGAAUGGAAUCGAUUCGCUGGCUCCUGGCUGCGGCCGGUGUAGAGUUUGAUGAAGAAUUUUUGGAAACGAAAGGACAACUUGAUAAAUUAAAACAAGGCUCUCUGCUGUUCCAGCAAGUACCUAUGGUAGAGAUGGAUGGGGUGAAGAUGGUUCAGACAAGAGCCAUUCUUCAGUACAUUGCUGGGAAAUACAAUCUCUAUGGAAAGGACCUACAGGAGAGAUUAUGGAUUGACAUGUAUGUGGGCGGUAUAAUGGAUCUGAUGGAGUUGAUCAUCGUGUAUCCCUUCUUAAAGCCAGAAGAAAAAGGAGACAGAGUGGCUUUAAUUGCUCAGAGAGCCACCACCCGAUAUUUCCCAGUAUUUGAAAAGGUUUUAAAGGACCAUGGACAAGACUUUCUCGUGGGUAACCGGUUGAGUUUGGCAGAUGUGCAACUACUUGAAGCCAUUUUAUUGGUGGAGGAGAAAGUACCCAAUGCACUGACUGAAUUUCCUCUGCUCCAGGGGUUUAAAGCAAGAAUAAGCAAUAUCCCUACAAUUAAGAAAUUUCUGGCUCCUGGCAGCAAGAAGAAGCCUAUACCUGAUAACAACUAUGUGGAAACAGUUUUAUCUAUCUUCUCAAAAUAGUAAAUAAGUACACUAUUAGGUGAAAGAGAGAAAAUUCAUUUUGUUGAUAAACGUACACUAAUUGAUAUGAUAAACAUACACUAAUUGAUAUGAUAAACAUACACUAAUUGAAUUGUA